AUUGGAUGUAACUCGGUUCCAAGACGGUAGCUAUAGUAACAGGGGGAGCGUCAGGAUUGGGUUUGGCCACAGUUGAAUUGUUACUCUAAAAGCAAUGCAAAGUUGUGGCAGCAGAUUUUAAUGAGGUUGAAAUAUAAAUGAAUUUGCAAGGAGAAAGGUGCAGAAUUAAUCAAGGCAUUCGAGAACGGCAAUCUUAGAUACUUUAAGUGUGAUGUCUAAAACGAAGAAGAGAUAAGAAAUUUGAUUGAAUUUACAGUCAAAGAAUUUGGAUAAAUCAAUUUAGUAGUGAAUUCAGCUGGGAUUCCAUCAGCCUAGAUGACAGCAACUAGAUCAAGUGUUGCUUCAACAUCUGAAAUGAAUAUAUUAUUGUAGAUCAAUGUUAUAGGCACAUUCAAUGUUUGCAAAUAUGCUGCUUAGCACAUGAUAAACUCUAAGGUUAAGGGAGUGAUUGUGAAUGUAGCAAGCUUGGCUGGCAUAGAAGGCCAAAGAGGUCAAGUGAUAUAUUCAGCCUCAAAGGGAGCUGUGAUUGCAAUGACAUUACCUAUGGCACGAGACCUAGGAAAACAUGGAAUCCGAGUAGUCACAAUUGCACCAGGAGUAAAACCUUAUUAUAAAAACUAAAUUAGAUCAUAUACACACCAAUGUUUGAAAUGAUUUAACCUAAAAUUAAAGAACAAUUAGAAUCUCAAGUGGCUUUGGGAAGAUUAGGAGCAGCAAAAGAAUUUGCCUAGCUAGUCGAAAUGAUAUAUUAAUCAGAGUAUUUAACGGGGUGUGUUUUGCGUUUAGAUGGAGGAUUACGUGUGCCUCAUUUAUGAUUAAUAUUAUUAAUAAAUCAG
Molecule: messenger RNA, 836 nt
Organism: Paramecium octaurelia
Lineage: Eukaryota; Ciliophora; Oligohymenophorea; Peniculida; Parameciidae
Source: the annotation of a GenBank genome assembly